AUGGGAGCAGAAAACAGUGUCUUGGAAGGUUGUGAGUGGGGGCCGCAGAUUGAUUGUCCUCCCAAGUUUCCCUGGCAGAUGUGCCCUGUUACGAAGGCCGAUGGAACAUCAGGAACUGUGUUUGAUUCAAAGAGCUCAGAUAAGAAAAAUGAGGAGUUAUUACAAAAGUUUGCUUCUACUCUGCGUGGCUUGAGACAUCCAAACAUCAUUCGUUUCAUUGGUUGUGGCCGUUCGUCAGAUGGAUUCUGGUUGGCUACGGAAUCAGUGUCACCACUGUUUACUUUUGUCUCGGACAUUUCUUCCCAGGAACUCUGCGCAGGGCUGCACGAUGUGCUACAAGGUCUGGAGUUCUUGCACUCGAAGCUUGGUGUAUGCCACAACAAUGUAUGCCUGUCAUCCGUGUUUGUAAGCUCUGAUGGAUCCUGGAAGUUGGGUGGCUUAGAGUUUGCAUGCAAGUUUCAUGAAGCAACGCAAGAGUACCUGGAUCGAAUCCGAGCUUUCCGCCAGGAGGACAGUCUAUCCCCAGAAGAGAAGGCAAGCAGCGUGAGAAGGGACAGCUCUCUCGGACAUGCCAGGGAUGUGUUUGCUUUUGGUACUCUGGUUGAGGUCAUCUUGGAUUUGGUCAGAGAGAAAGAUACCUGUGCUCAGAUGCUGGAGCAGCAGCUGUCUGUAUGUUUGAGCCCUGAUCCAGCCUCCAGACCAGGAGUGUCCAGUUUGUUGAGCUUACCUGUGUUCAGGUCAGAGCUAAUCGAGAUUAUAACAUUUCUGCGACACAUCACAGUCAAGAGUGAUGCUGAAAAGAAAGAGUUCUUUAGAAACCUGAUGUCACAACUAAGUCGUCUGCCAGAGAUGGCAGUGGCCAGACGACUAGUUGUUCCGCUGCUGGCCAGGUUUGUCCUGCUGGACGAGUGGGCAGUUGUACACGUUCUUCCACAUCUCCUGACGCCCAAAGGUGCUUGCAGGUUGCUCUUUGCACAUUCUUCCCCCUGUGUGCCGGGACUUCUCCCGGAACACUUGUUUCGUCAGUAUAUCAUCAACCACAUAUACAACAUAUUCCACGUAUAUGACAGCCACAUACGGCUAGUGUUGCUGGAACAUUUCUCCCAGUACGUCAGUAUGUUCACGCAGCAGCAGUUGGAGGAUGACAUCUUUCUGCAGGUUUUAUUGGGUGUCAGGGACACAGACGACCGGCUUGUUGCUGCCAGUUUGCGUGCUCUCGCUGACCUAGUUCCUGUCCUGGGAGGAGAUGUCAUUGUUGGAGGCGUCCGAAAACCAUUUUUCUUUCACGGCAUGCCCAAGCAGAUGUCAGCACUGAAUCUGUCCAAGAUGAACAUCCCACAAAACAUCACAGCCAUUCUGGCAGACCAUAAGCCUUUGCUGAAAAAUCUGGCAGCUGCAAGCAACAACUCCUCUGUGGAUGAUAGCUGUGGGGCCACCAAGGAGAGGAUUGCCAGAGACAGGGAGCGAAGAAAAGAAGAAGCAAAAUUAAAAAGAGAGGCCAGAAAACAGUUGAUGAAAGAGAAACAUGUAGAUAAGAAACAAGUAAACUCUUCAUAUGGUGACAAGGAUGGACAGACUGUGAGCCUCACCAUUGAACAAGCGGGCAGCUUGGACGAUGAUAAUGUCACCUCAACAUCUCAGCCUGAAGACAAUGAAAGUGGUGAUGAUGACUUGCAGAAAUUUGUCAGGGAAGAAAACGACUUUGAUGGAGAUAAUACAGUUCCUGAUUGGUCAGAUUGGGAAGAUGCUGAUCAGAAGAUUAGUGAUGAGAUAGAAUCUGAGCUGGAGACUAUGUCUGGCACAACCACCACAGAGCCAAAAGUGCAGACGUCACCAAGUCCUUACAGAAGUCACACACCACCUUCACCUCCCCCUGUCAGAGUGGACUGGUCUGAUAUUCCUGAGGCUGACAGAAGCAUAGGAAAGUCCACUGGAGGCACAAGAGGGGGUUCAUUAGCCUUAAAGAGUAACAAUUUGAAGAAAAAUGCACACAUUAAUGGAGGUGACCAUCUUGAGGAGGAAAAUAUUGUUUCAGACACUUGGGAAAACAAUUCCUGGAAUAGCCAUCCAGAGAAUCAUCUGGCAUCGAGUUCUGACCCGAUGAACAAUCUCACAUCUGCUUCUUCAUCCAAAUCCAGGGAUGGUCAAAAGCUUGGAGUAUCUGCAGGAAAACAGCAGCCCACAAAUGCCAGCAAACUACGGCUGUCUGAUGACUUGGGUGCGGGGUUCGAUAUAAAAAGCAUCAACAUUGUUAAAGCUUCCACUCCACCAGAACUAGAUUUCUUUGCAGACAUGGCUCCAAGUAUAAUAGAGAAAAAAUCCAGCGACCUAAUUUCACUUUUGGAAUCUGCAACUGCCGACCGUGCCGGGGACAAAAUCCCUGUCUUAUCUUUACCUUCUUUGCUUCCCGACACAGACAGCGGCCAGGUUACAGUCAAUUCUAAACUGUUUGCUGCAUCCGCUGUCGUUGAUGAGGAUGUGGCCGGCUGGGGUGAGGAGGAUAUAGACUGGGGCGAGGAAGUUGCUAGUUGA
Messenger RNA from Candidula unifasciata, 2532 nucleotides. Lineage: Eukaryota; Metazoa; Mollusca; Gastropoda; Stylommatophora; Geomitridae. The record is from the annotation of a GenBank genome assembly.